Molecule: messenger RNA, 1270 nt
Organism: Jaculus jaculus (lesser Egyptian jerboa)
Lineage: Eukaryota; Metazoa; Chordata; Mammalia; Rodentia; Dipodidae
Gene: Yipf1
Product: Yip1 domain family member 1
Exons: 9
Coding region: 350-1255 (301 amino acids)
Biological process (GO): vesicle-mediated transport
Cellular component (GO): membrane; Golgi apparatus
Molecular function (GO): small GTPase binding
Source: RefSeq, a predicted model, not a curated record
UUCGAUCUUCGAGUUUCCGGCAGCCCGUGCAGGCGGAGCGUCUCCGCGCCCUGGGCUCCGGCGCAGGGGCUGCAAGCCGGGCAUCCCGGUCUCUCGCUAAGACCCGCCCGUGUACUGUGGGCAGUUCAAAUGGGCAUGAACCCAUUUGACAGAUGAGUCAGCCGAGGCCCCGAGCACGAACAGAAAGGAGAACCGGGAAUCGAACCCAGGUGUGUGCGUCUGACCACACCCCCUGCCCCCAGAGCCUUUGCCGUACCUCAUCCUCCACCUCAGCCUUCCAUCUGUCCCUAAACGUUCAAGGCCUCUGCAAAGCUUCUCCUUCACGAUCGGGAUAAGCCCGGCUGGCUGAAUGGCGGCUGUAGACGUCUUGCAGUUCGCAGAAUUCGGCGAUGGAGCCGUGAGCCCGGAUGCCACCUCGAUAAGCAUCGACGAGCCUGGUGAGGCUUCCGCCCGCCACCCAAGGGCCCUGGGAGGCGCAGGGCGAGAGGAGGAUGAAGAACUGCUGGGGAACGACUCUGACAAAACUGAGUUACUUGCUGGCCAGAAGAAGAGCUCUCCCUUCUGGACGUUUGAAUACUAUCAGACCUUCUUUGAUGUGGACACUUACCAGGUCUUCGACAGAAUAAAAGGGUCUCUUUUGCCAGUGCCUGGGAAGAACUUUGUGCGGUUGUAUAUCCGCAGCAAUCCAGAUCUCUAUGGCCCCUUUUGGAUAUGUGCCACGUUGGUCUUUGCCAUAGCAAUUAGUGGGAAUCUUUCCAACUUCCUAAUCCAUCUGGGAGAGAAGACGUACCACUAUGUGCCUGAAUUCCGGAAAGUGUCCAUCGCAGCGACCAUCAUCUAUGCCUACGCCUGGCUUGUCCCUCUCGCGCUCUGGGGCUUCCUCGCGUGGAGAAACAGCAAAGUCAUGAGCAUCGUCUCCUACUCCUUCCUGGAGAUCGUAUGCGUCUACGGCUACGCGCUCUUCAUCUACAUCCCCACGGCGAUACUCUGGAUCAUCCCCCAGAAAGCUGUUCGCUGGAUUCUAGUCAUGAUUGCCCUGGGCAUCUCGGGGUCUGUCUUGGCGAUGACGUUUUGGCCCGCUGUUCGCGAGGAUAACCGGCGCGUUGCCUUGGCCACCAUGGUGACAAUCGUGAUGCUCCACGUGUUGCUGUCUGUGGGCUGCUUGGCUUACUUUUUCGAUGCUCCGGAGAUGGACCACCUCCUCACUACCACCGCCCCCCCAAACCAGACGGCCGUCACGGCCAAGGCCAGCUGAGAAGGACCGCGCAAG